Molecule: messenger RNA, 533 nt
Organism: Suillus clintonianus
Lineage: Eukaryota; Fungi; Basidiomycota; Agaricomycetes; Boletales; Suillaceae
Exons: 3
Coding region: 99-500 (133 amino acids)
Source: RefSeq, a predicted model, not a curated record
CUUCAUAUCAGUUCUUAUCAAUCAUCGUUCCUUAGAUUUAAAUAAAGUCAUGGCGCUGCAAAGGCCCAGGAUUACAUUCUCCACUGUCCUGACUCCAGAUGGAUCCCAUCACCAGCAGUCUCACCGUUCUUCAGCUCGUUCAAAUGAUAGGGCAAGCUUCAGCUCUUUUGUUAGGAUAUGUUGCUUCCGUGCGCAACGCCGACUUGUCUUGCCGGAGCCUGCUUAAUGAGCUCAGCUCAAUCGGCGGAGUCCUGACCACUGUGGUGGACAUUGAGAAAUAUGGCUCUCUUCCAGACAAUCUCCGUCGCGCAUUUUCGAUUUUGAUAGCUGAUGAUGGACCAGUCGCAAAAUUACAGGUGGACUUGAAGAAGAUCCUACCAAACGAACAGGAAAGCAGGAAGAUGAAGACGAUGACUAGAUUGACAUGGCCAUUCAAGGGAAAGGAAGCAGGAGCAAUCGCCGAUAAGAAGUCGAUCGAGGCAUCAAGAAAGUCGAUUUAGGAAUCCAGGAAGUCGGUCGAGGAGUCCAUGAAG